Messenger RNA from Cavenderia fasciculata, 147 nucleotides. RefSeq lists its product as uncharacterized. The record is from RefSeq and is a predicted model, not a curated record. NCBI's taxonomy places the organism in Eukaryota, Evosea, Eumycetozoa, Acytosteliales, Cavenderiaceae. The coding region runs from base 1 to 147 and encodes 48 amino acids. The transcript is spliced from 3 exons.
AUGAAAGAUGAGAUGAAUGUUAUUAUGGAAUCUCUAGAUAGAGAAAUGAAGGAAUAUAUAGCUGAUGGUGUUGUUGUCAAUCAAGUGAGAGAGGAAUGGAGGGGUUCUGAUAAAGUUCACGUUGUUGAUGGUGAUGACGAUGGUUGA